This is a messenger RNA of Coccidioides posadasii C735 delta SOWgp, 2092 nucleotides long. RefSeq lists its product as uncharacterized. Gene Ontology annotation, cellular component: nucleus. Lineage: Eukaryota; Fungi; Ascomycota; Eurotiomycetes; Onygenales; Onygenaceae. Gene Ontology annotation, molecular function: ubiquitin binding; endonuclease activity. The record is from RefSeq and is a predicted model, not a curated record.
CGCGAGAACAGUCAUACCCAUUACUACGCUGUUAGUGAUAUUGUGCAGUGAUAAAUAUACGCGAUUUGUCUAAUUUAAGAACUCAGAGAAGGAAGAAAAUGUAUCAUUUAGUUUACCGAGGAGCGCUCAGCACAGAAUCAACAACUACACUCUCGUUAACACCCAACUAUGGCCGAACCCGUGACUACCAGUCUUAUGGAGGAGUUGGAGAGUGAAUAUUGCCCUCGUUUAGACCCGGCACUUUUCGCAGCGAUUGCGAGCGAUUUUAAUUUGGACGAUAACCCGAGCGGCAUUGCCGAGUUACGUGCUACCUUAGAUUUUGUGGCUGCGCAAUCAAGCUGUGAUUCCGACCCGUACGGAACAGGUGAAAGAGAUGUGUUUGAGGAAGAUGGCGUCGUCUCGGAGCCAAGUGUUCCUCCCUCGCAGAAGACUCUGCAGUCAUCCGAGACGAAUCCUACAAGCCUAGAGUCGAGUCCUUGGAGCGUGGAGAACGAGGAGCCAGCCGGCAAGCAGAAUCAAACCAAGGCUAAGUCCUACAAUCCAGGUCCAGCGCCAUUCCUCUCACAGAAAGGGGCCGCGUUUUCUGGGUUUGAUCUCGAGGAGAAGCAAGAAUAUUUGAAGGAAAUGUUUCCCUCCAUUGCCCAAUAUACGAUUUCUCAUACCCUGGGUAAAUGCAAUGGUGACAUUGACCGAUCGAUGGACGUACUGCUGAAUCUGGCAUUCUUUGAAGACAGCAGCCGCAGCAACAACGGCCAUAAAGACGCGGGCGCGGACGCGGAUGACGGUCAAAUAUCUAUUCCCAAGGGCAUCGAGGGGUUUGAUGGUCCCAUAAGCCAUAAAAAGGGUCGAAAAAGAGGAAAGGGUAAAGGUAAACAGUCCAAGACGAAACAAUUAUUAGAGCAAUCGAUCUCUGCGUGCGCCGAAGAUGACUUAAAUCCAAAUAAAGUAGACAAUAGAUGGGACAAUGGCAAGAAAGAUGUGGACUUUAUCUGUUCUAGAACUUACCUAUCAACUCAGGCAUCGAGCUCGGCCUAUCACUUGAACGCUGCACAUCUCCCAACGACAAUUCACUACCUGGCGAAGAAAGAAAUUGAGAAGCAUCCGCAAGUAAUGGAGGAUGCGGUUACUAUUCAGCAAGUAGCAGAACUCCGCGAAGAUUUUUCCACGGUUUCCCCUGAGAAGCUAGGCGGUUUGCUUCGACUCGCGCGGAAUUCCAUUUCUGCAGCAAACGAGCUUGCAAGGGUGAUGAUUGCAGAGCCAGAAGCGCCUUUAAUCGAAGCCACAACACCACGGGCGAUAUUGCCACCAAAUUUAACGCAGACGGGUUUCACUCCCGUUCGGAAGACUAAGAAAGUGGUCUCCCCUUUAUUAGGUACCGGAAGUGCUGCGGCAAGUCUUGGCGCAAGUCGCGCCCUUGCCAACCAUCAUCGACGUGCCGGGGAAAUAGCCUUCAAUAAAGCCCACGCAGCGUACCGUCGUGGUAAAUCGGACCACCUCAUGGGUGGUGCUGCCGGGUAUUACUCUUCUGUCGGUCGGGAGCACAUCGAAAUCGCCAAGCGAGAAACCUCAGCUGCGGCAGAUGCCCUUGUAGAUUCACAGUCAACGGGUAAUGUGUUGGAUUUACAUGGCGUCAGUGUGCAGGAUGGAGUGCGCAUUGCAUGCGAGCGUGUGGAAGCCUGGUGGGAGUCUCUUGGAGACGCAAGGUAUGCGCCUGGCGGAGGAGGACCAGUUCGCGAGGGUUAUAAGAUCAUCACCGGCCUGGGAAGACACAGCAGAAAUGGCACCGCGAGACUUGGACCAGCCGUCGCUAGAAGAUUGGCGAAGGACGGGUGGAGAGUGGAAGUCGGACAAGGACAGUUAACGGUGGCAGGGCUGGUUAGACACCGAUGAACCUGACGUUACGUCUUUCUUGGCCCUUUUCUUCCUGGGGGAGAUUUGUUUAACUUAUUUAUGGGAGUUUAUUUCCAUACCUGAUUCCCCAUUUAGUUACAUGUUGAGCGUUGUAUACGGAGUACGGAUGCGGACGCAAGAUAUGUUUUUGAUUGUCGGAUAUUGGCCGCAUGUUCGGCGUUUUGAGUAGAGACGUGCCCAU